CAAGUGCUGAACAGUCACAAGGGGACUUCACUUGACCUCGCUGAGCAAGCGGCAGCUAAACCUGGUACCCAGAACAAUGCUGGUUCUCUUCAAACUCUUGCUGCUGUCUGCAGCACUGGCGACCGUGUGGUCGCAUAAUUUCCUCAACGAAUAUGACCAACCUUUUGAUUUCCGCUGUCCAUAUGGUUCAGUUAUCAACUAUAUCUACAGUGAACACCACGACUAUUUUGAAGACAGGCGUUUCGAAAUUCUCUGCAGGAGCCAAAAGACAACGGAAUGCGCGCAUAGCGGAUAUGUGAAUGCUUUUGAUCAGCCCGUGAACUUCAUUUGUCCUGGCGACAAAGUUAUGACCGGCAUUGAGAGUUACCAUGACAACUUCUACGAGGACCGUCGCUUCAGCUUCCAGUGCUGUCGGGUUUCUAGAAAGAAAUUAUGCAACUGUUACAUGACGAAUGACGUCAACACCUGGGACAUGCCAAUGACGCUGCGGGUGGGUUUUGGUCAAGCGAUUCAAGGCGCUCACAGUUACCAUAACAACUAUUACGAGGACAGAAUUUGGAAAUUCCAGCUUUGCCAACUGAAAGAUAAAUGCUAAAAAAUUAAUUACCUCCAAAAAAAAAACAACAACCCAUUAAUAAACAAUAUGAGGGACUUGUCUUGAAUUCAUUAGUAUAGUUUAUUAAACCUUUAAAAACUAUUAAAUGCUUUAAAUACUAUUUUUUAAAAUCAUUUUAGCAGGCCGUAGGCUGCUGUUUAAAAAUGAAAUAUAUUUAAAAGUCACAUGUUUUGAGCAAUUGUUGUAUGAAGUAGUUUACAUUUUAAAAAAUGUAGAUCUAAUUUUGAUUCGAUGAAAUAAACUAGUUUUAAUCUA
Molecule: messenger RNA, 871 nt
Organism: Physella acuta
Lineage: Eukaryota; Metazoa; Mollusca; Gastropoda; Physidae
Product: dermatopontin-like
Biological process (GO): collagen fibril organization
Cellular component (GO): extracellular matrix
Source: RefSeq, a predicted model, not a curated record